Molecule: messenger RNA, 1105 nt
Organism: Chenopodium quinoa (quinoa)
Lineage: Eukaryota; Viridiplantae; Streptophyta; Magnoliopsida; Caryophyllales; Amaranthaceae
Product: BI1-like protein
Exons: 4
Coding region: 152-868 (238 amino acids)
Cellular component (GO): membrane
Source: RefSeq, a predicted model, not a curated record
AAUUAAAAUAAUAAUAAUAGAACCCGUCAAAAGAAGAUAUCAAUAUAUCAUAUUAUACCAGAAAGACAGUAGGUCAUCUUCAUCUUCAAUCUUCAAGAAGAUCAAAAGAGAGAUCUGAAGAGAAUUGAGAAAUUUGGGAAAAAAAUCAAAAAUGUAUUCAGGCUUAGAAGUGAAGGGUGACAUCGAAGAAGGAACACUUUAUCCAGGUUUAGGUUAUGGCGAAAAUCAAUUGCGUUGGGGUUUCAUUCGCAAGGUUUACGGCAUCCUUUCUGCUCAGCUCGUCUUGACUACUCUUGUUUCUCUUCUCACCGUCCUUUAUUCUCCCAUCAAUGAAACUCUUCGUGGGAAUUCUGCUAUUCUUCUCUUCUUCACUUUCAUGCCCUUCGUCUUGUUGUGGCCGCUAUAUCAUUACCAGCAAAAGCAUCCUCAGAACUUUAUAUUCCUUGGACUGUUUACUGUUUGCUUGAGUCUUACUAUUGGAGUAGCGUGUGCAAAUACUGAAGGAAGAAUUGUGAUUCAAGCGUUGGUUUUGACGGCUGCUGUUGUUUGUUCCCUAACUGGUUACACCUUCUGGGCUGCUAAAAGGGGCAAAGAUUUCAGCUUCCUGGGACCUGUCUUGUUUGCAAGCCUUGUUGGCAUCGUUUUUGCUGGACUUCUCCAGGCAUUCUUCCCAUUUGGGUCUACAUCUACUGCCAUCUAUGGUGGACUUAGUGCCAUAGUCUUCUCAGGCUACAUCGUUUAUGACACUGAUAACUUGAUUAAACGAUUCACUUAUGACGAGUACAUUUGGGCAUCUGUUACACUCUACCUUGACAUCCUGAACUUGUUCCUUACCAUCUUGCGCAUGUUGAGGCAGGGGGACAAUUAGAUACUAUCUUUUCAUCAAGGCAUCUACAAUGCUGUCUUGCCCAACCACAAAAUUGUGUAGAUGCGUUUUGUGAAUAUAAGAUUUGUUGCUCUAUACCUUGUGUAAGAGCUAAGAGUUAAUGGAUUCCAAAUAUGGUUGCUUGUUAAGUAUACUUGGUAUGCUGGAUGUUAUGUGUUACUGUGCGGCAAACUCUAUAAAAUUACCAAAAUUAUUGGAUUUUGUUCAGCUUGUGUACAA